AAUGUUUCCUAAAGGCUGGCGUAAUGGUGAUUGGAUGUGCAGUUGUGGCUUCCACAAUUACUCUUCUCGUGCUCAGUGUAAAAAAUGUAAUGCGUCAGUACCAUCCGCAGCACCCUCUUCUGUGGCUAAUGCAGCAGUUUCCGAUUUGUUCCCUGCUCUAGGAACAAAACGUUUGGCGUCGGAUGAAUUUGGUAAUGAUUGGGACAGUAAACGACUGAAUGCUGGGGAUAUAAACAGCCAAUUUAUGACCAAUGGGCCACAGCUUUAUCAUGGUUUUGAGCAAAUGGGAAGUUCAAGUAAUGGUCAGGUAUCAGGAAUUCAAGCUCCUUUCUCCAAUGGAAGUUUUGUAACAGCACCUAAUAUACCUAUGGCUAUGGCUAUGCCUGUGCCUGUGCAAGCACCUCAACUGCCAGGAGUGCCAACUCUCCUUGGGAAAGGGUAACAAUGCAUUUGAUUCUCUGUAGUCAAUCUGUCAGAAGUGGAAAUGAAGCUUCUGAAUUAUUGUUCUGCGGUGUCUUUGUUUCAUUUUGGUAGGACAUUCAUUUUUGGAGAUGAGUGCAAUUUUGAAGUGUCCUAGUUUUGCUUGGAGAUGCUUUUAUCUCUAGUGCUUCACUACUCAAUACCAGUGACCAAUGCAGAAUGCUGGUGCGAGACGCCAGGGUGUCCCAUGCACAAUGUACCUGGAAGCAGGCAUUUCGCUUCCUAUGCCGGCAAUGAAAAUAAAAAAAUUUAUACAAUUAUGAAAAUUUUAAGAAUAAAAUAAUGAUUGGAAUAUGUGAUAUAUGUGCUGGUAGACAUUUUUAUUUAGUAUUUGUCUUAAAUAUGAACAUUUUGCCU
This is a messenger RNA of Amborella trichopoda, 837 nucleotides long. NCBI's taxonomy places the organism in Eukaryota, Viridiplantae, Streptophyta, Magnoliopsida, Amborellales, Amborellaceae. The record is from RefSeq and is a predicted model, not a curated record.